AUGACACGGCGCCAGUUGAUGAUGCGAUCUCUACCUGUUCCUGCGUCAACUAUUGCCGACGAAGCCGAAACCACUUCCAAUAGUUAUUAUGAUAUAAAGGUCUUUGUGUGUGACCCUCCGGUCAAUCUGUAUACGCUGGAGGAUAUCUUCUUCAUGGGUUAUGGAUGGCUUCUGUGGCACGCCAGACUGUGGCAGGCUGACACAUUUUGCAGCGACAAGGCACAAGUGGCCUGGGAGACGGGUGCUCGUGACAGAGGCGACGCGGCAGGGGCACCUCUCGCUUCGACACGAUGGCCGACCAUAUGUACAAGCAAGAUGGCGACCGUGAAGAGCUCGGCAUCGCCUUUCUCCAUCCGGCUCCUUGAGCAACACGCCGUCGCGUCCGGAGACGAGCGCGACCAGCUCCUGACGCUGUUGCCCGCGUCUUACCGCAGACAGUCCGGUGACUUGGCGGCUGCAGGCCAGUAUGUCACGGCCUGCGUCGAGGAAGAGCUUGAUCUACGGCGUCUUACCAGCAUCCAAGGCUGGCUCUGGAUGGCCGGUAUACCUUUGCCGCCACGUGCCCUGCACCACCAGCUCUUGUUAGGCCGGGAGAUUAUUAUUACAGAACGGAUGGAUAUGCAUCUUGUCUGGACCACUGGUCGGAUGUUCUUAAAACCGAUCCCGCGUUUCCUCUUGGAGCCGGCCUUCUGGAUUCGAUACCUCGCCAACGAGCAGUGUGGAUGUUCUCCCGACACGAAUGUUGUUAACCACGCUAUCAUCCUAACAGAAUGCAGGCAUCCACAUCUCCGUGCAUCUGCGCUCGGCUUCCUCUACUCCUACGCCGCGCUACUCUCACACGAGAGCGACUUCCUCCUCGCCCAAGAAAAGCACCUGCUUCCACCUGAGAUAGCUUGGUGCGGGUGGCGGAUACUCGUCGAGCAGCUGGACAUCGAACACAUCUUACCCCGCAUCGACCGGCGAUUUGUCCACGGAGAGCUACGUUUAAGUCGUCUAAACAAGAUAUACAUCCUGGCACGGACGCCGAUGCGCGGAUACAUGGCUCGCUGGGAUCAGUCGGGCUGGCAACGGAGUCCCUCGGCCACAAUCGGGCGUUCCAAUCUGCGUCUCAUUGUGCUUCGAUUCUGUGGCACCUUUCUGAGGAACUGGAUGAAGGCUAUUCAUCAGAAAAGGAGACGCUACUCUGAGCUUGGCAUCUCGCAACUUUAA
This is a messenger RNA of Akanthomyces muscarius, 1209 nucleotides long. RefSeq lists its product as uncharacterized. The transcript has 6 exons. Lineage: Eukaryota; Fungi; Ascomycota; Sordariomycetes; Hypocreales; Cordycipitaceae. Bases 1 to 1209 code for a protein of 402 amino acids. The record is from RefSeq and is a predicted model, not a curated record.